GAAGGCUCUGAGUGACGCUGGGUGAGGUGAGGAGCAGAGCAGAGCAGUUAGCAAGCAGGCCACCGCUCUCCACCGCGGACGUUUGGGGCGUGGGCUAGAGCAAAGAGCCCACUGUAGAAAACAAGCGUUUUAUUUUCUAUCUUUUACAAACUUCUGAAACAUUUUACCAUGACGAGUCGAGGCACGGCAAAGUCCGCUCAGGACACGCUUAUUGAAAUGAGUGAGACCGGUUCCCAGGGUGGUGAGGAGAACAACGGUUUCUAUGCCAAUUCAGAGAGUAUAUCACUUCAGAAAGGUGAUGCUAAGUCCUUAGAAAGUCUGUGUUCAGAGUGCUAUAGCUCUGUGUCUAAGAGCUCCAGUCACUCCUCAGUGUCUUUGUGUCAUCAGUGUGAGAGAGAACACACUGAACCUGUCCAGCAUCUUUCAAGCCUUGCAGGGAUCUGCAGGAAGAGAACUCUGUUUCUGAAGUAUCGCUCCAGGGUGGAUAAACAUCAUCAGAGUAAAGACUCUGUGUACUUCAGAGAUGGUGUCCGGCGGGUAGAUUUUGUUCUCUCUUAUGUAGAUGAGAAAGACGGAGAAAGAAAACAGGAAAGAAGAAAACAGUAUGAAGCUAACCUGCAGAAGGCGGGGCUAGAGCUGGAGCUUGAAGACAAAUCAGAAUCUGAAGAUGGGAAGACUUAUUUCCUAAAGAUCCAUGUCCCAUGGGAGGUGUUGGCCACCUACGCUGAUGUUCUAAAGAUUAAAGUGCCUUUCAAAGUCAAUGACAUCCCUGAAAACCGUGAGAUUCCUGCCUCCUGGCUCUUUACACCAUUCCGCCUGCCUGAUUCAGUCAUGCACCCAGAGCCAGACUACUUCACCGCCCACUUUGACAAGAGCAAGACUGAUUUCUUCCUCAUCGACAAUAAAGAUACCUUCUUCCCUAACUCCACACGCAACAGGAUAGUGUAUUACAUCCUCUCACGUUGUCCUUACAAUAAAGAAGACAAACUCAACAAGGACAAGAGAGGCAUCAAGCGGUUGCUUAACAACGGAACAUACACUUCAGCCUUCCCUCUGCAUGAUUGCAGAUACUGGACAAGGUCUCGAGACCCUAACUGUGAGAAUGAGAGAUACAGCCUCUACCGAAACUGGGCUCGGUUCCUCCGCUUCUACAAGGAGCAGCCACUCAAUCUUAUCCGGAGAUACUAUGGGGAGAAGAUUGGGAUCUAUUUUGCAUGGCUGGGCUUCUACACCGAAAUGCUGUUCUAUGCUGCUCUGGUUGGACUUAUCUGCUUCAUUUAUGGACUGGCGACCUAUGAUGCUGUUGUCUGGACUAAAGAAAUCUGUGAUGAUAACAUUGGUGGACAGAUUAUCAUGUGCCCUCUCUGUGAUAAGAAAUGUGGCUAUUGGAAACUUAACAGUACCUGCAACUCCACCUGGCAAUCGCAUCUCUUUGACAACACAGCGACAGUGUUCUUCGCUAUAUUUAUGGGUAUAUGGGUGACUCUGUUCCUGGAGUUUUGGAAGCGGCGACAAGCCAGGCUGGAGUAUGAGUGGGACCUGGUGGACUUUGAGGAGGAGCAGCAGCAGCUGCAGCUUAGGCCUGAAUAUGAGACCAAAUGCACCAGCCGGCGUCUUAACCGUGUUACACAGGAGAUGGAGUGGGUUCUAGACCAGACAGUUGGUGAUUUUUUAGGCAAGGUCAUCUUUUGCUGGGCUACUGUAGUCCUGUGGAUCUCUCUAAUCAUAGCGAGUAUAAUCGGGGUGAUAGCGUAUCGGCUGGCUGUGUUUGCCGCUCUGGCUAGCAUUAUGAAGGACAGCCCUACCAAUAAGCUGGAACUGGUGGGCUCACUUAUCACCCCACAGCUGGCUACUUCUGUCACAGCCUCCUGCAUCAACUUUGUGAUUAUCAUGAUACUUAACUUCCUGUAUGAACGCGUGGCCAUAUGGAUUACAGACAUGGAAGUCCCAAAAACACAUCUGGAGUAUGAAAACAAACUGACCAUCAAGAUGUUCCUCUUCCAGUUUGUUAACUACUAUUCUUCCUGCUUCUACGUGGCCUUCUUUAAAGGAAAGUUUGUGGGCUACCCUGGCAAAUACGCAUACAUGUUCAGUGAGAGCAACGGGCUGAGGAAUGAAGAGUGUGACCCUGGUGGUUGUUUGAUUGAGCUGACGACUCAGCUUGUGAUAGUGAUGGCUGGUAAACAAGUGUGGGGGAACAUCCAGGAGGCCUUAGUUCCCUGGCUGCAGAACUGGUGGAGCAGCAGGAGUGCUCGCAGCCACCCGGAGAGUCUGUACAGCCGCUGGGAGCAGGAUUAUGAUCUGCAGAACUUCAGUCAGUUUGGUCUCUUCUAUGAGUACCUGGAAAUGGUGAUCCAGUUUGGUUUUAUCACAUUGUUUGUGGCCUCCUUUCCAUUGGCCCCUCUCUUGGCUCUUAUAAAUAAUAUUCUGGAGGUGCGUGUGGAUGCAUGGAAGUUAACCACUCAGUUCCGCAGACCUGUUGCAUCUAAAGCCCACAGCAUUGGUGCCUGGGAAGAGAUCCUGAAUAUGAUUGCCGUCUUCUCCGUAGUAACCAACGCAUUCAUUGUGGCAUUUACCUCUGAUAUGAUUCCUCGGCUGGUGUUUCUAUACGCGUAUCAACCAGGCAAUAACCUGACUAUGGAGGGCUACAUCAGCAAUAGCCUAUCCAUCUUCAACAUCUCACAGAUCCCACCUGCAAACAGACCUGACGAUGGUGAGAAUCCUGCCUGGUUCAACAGCUCUGUGAUUACCACCUGCAGGUACCGAGAUUACCGCUACCCCCCAGGCCAUGAGCGUGAAUACUCCCACACCAUGCAGUUCUGGCAUAUCCUGGCAGCCAAAAUGGCUUUUAUUAUUAUUAUGGAGCAUGUUGUGUUUGUGGUGAAGUUCUUUGUGGCAUGGAUGAUUCCGGAUGUACCAUCCGAUGUGAAGGCUCGUAUAAAGCGGGAACGCUACCUGGUCCAGGAGUACCUGCACGACUAUGAGGUGGAGAAGCUCAAAGUGCAGCUCAGUCAGAAUGGAAGUGGAGGCCAGUGCAUUUGUCCUGAAAUAGCUACGACUGUGAAACACGAGGUGCUGUCUGAAUGCCUGAGCUAACCUGGUUCACAUCCUACUUUCCCUCACCACAAACUCAUUAAAAAGUUAUUAGCCACUUACCUCACCAUUGGCCACAAACUCUUCUAGCUCUGACAGCUCCUAAUUAGGAUCAUUAGCAUUCUCCCAUAUUCAUUUGGACUUCAGGAUCCUAUAUCAGGUUCUAAAUUAGUUCUCUUACUCUGAGAAGUUUGAUACACAAGACAUGUUGUGGCAAUUUUUUUUUUUUAUCUGUGACCUGUGGAGCUGACCAUGCUUUCUUACAUCAUAUGCUGUUGCCUCUUUCCUCACUCUGUCCAAGUUCAUUUUUACUUAAUUUAGAAACCACACAUUUGGUUUUUUGUUUUGCAACAAGCCUUGUACAUCCCUGUUCAACCUGUUUGAGAGAUUUCUGUCUAUUUAAAUUCAGAUACAGGACUGUAAAUUCAGGUACAGGACUCUUGCGCAUCCAAAGACAAAAAGCCUUAUUAACACAUUUAUCUUAGUGUGUAUUACUCUUCCUGCAAGAUAAAUAUUUAUGAGUCAUAGUAUCAACAGAGAUGCCUCUAAAAGCUUGCUUUCUGAUAAGAUACAUCUAAGGAAAUCAAUGUUCUAUGAAGAUGGAGAUUUUUAGAGAAAAUAUUGCUUAUAUUUAUUUCAAAUUUUAGCCUGUUUUACUGUCUCCAUCUGUAUAUUUUAUAUUUAGCUAUUUUGCCUUUGCUAUCACAGAAGAACUCUGUAGAUUCAAAUAACUACGCAUCAAUGCACUAAACGUCACAUGGUGUUUUCACCAUACAACCGUCAUGCUGUUACCACACCUCUAUGCAAAGCAAAUUACUAGCUUCACAAGACUGUCAGAAAAAUGUAGAGUGCUUCUAUACCAAUACGAGUCAAUGCACUAUACUUUCUGUAAUGUGUCUGCAGUCAGGUGAUGUCCCCAGUGCAGUCACACUUUGUUCAAAGUGAAAAUAACUCCGCUGAUGAUAGUCGAAGGCAAUCAGCAUAUGCUAUAAACCAAAUCCUGAAUAAAUUCCAGCCAAAGCUUGCUAUUCAAAACUGAAGUGUUAGUAUAAUGAAGAGUGAGCAACAUUUAAUGCAUGACUGAAAGGACAGACCAGCCAUGCUAAUGGUUUUUAAUGUGCCUUUAUUUAUCUACAGUCACAGAUUUUACUGUAGUCAUGGGGACACUGUGACUGUCUUUUGUUUUGUUCCAUUUUUUGUUCAUUUUAUGAGUGAGGGAAAUGUGAAGAGUUUUUGCACAGAGCACUUACUGAAGAAGGAAUUUGUUCAUUUGAGAAUGUCAGUGUGAUUAUUGUAUUUACACUACAGUAUCAGUGUUGUUCUAAUCAGAAUGAUGUGUGGAAGAGAAUCACUAAAUGUUUUGACAACCACACCCUGUCUUUUAUUUUCAAAUCUCUUUAAAGCAUUGUAGCACAAAAAUUGUGCUAACAGAUAUUUUAUUAUGUUUUUGUGAAAAAAAAAAAAAAAAGAGGCCAAGAAUUACCAAGGGCAGAUGAUUUUGCCAGUACACUUCCUUUGCAAAUACUUAUGCAGUGACAAAUAAUUGUCAUGUUCUAGUUUUGCUGUUUUUGACUUCUUGACUUGAUUUCUGUAGAUGUAACUAUUUAUAUGGUGGUCUGCUUUUUAAUUUUAUUCUUAGCUCUUUCAGUUUGCCUUUGAUUGUUAUUGAAUUAUGACUGUUAAUUCCUUUAAAGAGCCUUCUGUGUUGUAGAUACAUACAGUAUACCUAAGAACACAGAAUGCUAGAAGCCAUAGACACUAGAUUUUCUGUGCGCCAAAACAUAAAGAAGCCAGACUUCGUAUCACUAAACAAGCUUUGCCUUUAAACUGUCUGAUUUAAAUGAAUACGAGUUCACAUUCAAUCCUUUGUGUUGUUACUUGAUCAACUUGUACCUUUUCUUGACUGACAGCUUGUGAUUAUUGUAUGGCAUCACAUGUUGCAUCAUGUACUGCGUAGAUUAUAUAAUGAUGGUUCUGAAGCAGUUAUCAAAUUGUUAUUGGUUCUGCAUACAUGAAUGAAAAUCAUGUUAAAUAAAACAUACAUUACAUUUUUUUAAUA
Pangasianodon hypophthalmus (striped catfish) is the source of this 5152-nucleotide messenger RNA. RefSeq names its product anoctamin 5a (gene ano5a). Gene Ontology annotation, molecular function: chloride channel activity; protein dimerization activity. The transcript is spliced from 22 exons. Lineage: Eukaryota; Metazoa; Chordata; Actinopteri; Siluriformes; Pangasiidae. Bases 169 to 3096 code for a protein of 975 amino acids. Gene Ontology annotation, cellular component: plasma membrane. The record is from RefSeq and is a predicted model, not a curated record. Gene Ontology annotation, biological process: chloride transmembrane transport.